Messenger RNA from Stegodyphus dumicola, 715 nucleotides. RefSeq lists its product as uncharacterized. Gene Ontology annotation, biological process: SCF-dependent proteasomal ubiquitin-dependent protein catabolic process. Gene Ontology annotation, molecular function: protein binding. The record is from RefSeq and is a predicted model, not a curated record. NCBI's taxonomy places the organism in Eukaryota, Metazoa, Arthropoda, Arachnida, Araneae, Eresidae. Gene Ontology annotation, cellular component: SCF ubiquitin ligase complex.
UUUCGCCAAACACUGCACAAGUCGGCUUCCCAGCCAGACGCGUGGAAACUCUCUCAGCUGAGUUAACUCCAGAGGACCAGCUGGGUUAGCUCACCGUGCUACAGCGAAAGGCAUAGCUACCAAAGCCGGAAGAUCCGACCGGCGGGCUACACAAAGCCCCCACGAGCCUCAGGCGAUGUGAGAUGGGCGAGCCUUCAUGGUGCGGACUAUGUAGGUGUCCCACCACAGUCCUAUGGGCAAUGAGCGGCGGUGCUGAGCUCAGCUUCACUAAAAGGGCGGCCCAGGAACUAAGUCGGUGCUUCAACGGGCUGACGGUGAGGGCGCCUGGAAAGAAUGCCGCGGGAGGAACGGUUUCCGCUUCCUUUUGCCCCGGCAGCGGCGCCCUAAACGAGACCCAACACCUGCUGCAGUGCCGGGGCGGCAGGGGACGGGCCGCGGGCUCUGGGAAGUUCAGGGAGAGACUGGAUAUUGUGCCUCACGCGCGGACCCUCACUGAACUAUGGCUUGAGCCCGGUUUUCUAACGCGACUUUUCAAGCACGUCAAUCCUAAAGAUCGCUCAGUUUUAGCUCAGCCGGGACGUGUCUCUGUCUUUCGAAGGAUUCAACAUUGAUUAAGGACCGCUGUAGACGCUUUGACUGCGACAUGAACAUAGCUUAUUCUUUUCAUGCGAGCAGAUAGUUUUCACUUGAGCUACAGAAACUGUUUCAAAUCUCU